AAACAAAUGUUAAUUAUUAUCGGUAAGAAAAGAACAAAGAUGUUCCACUCAAAUAAAAACCCCUCUUGAAGUGCAGUAUAAGUCUGCGAAAACAAUACCUCUCUCUCUCUCUCUGUCUCUGCAAUUCUCGCCUUCAAUCGCGUAAAGCAAGUUCAAAAUCUUUGCGUGUCCGAAACUUUCACAGGGCAAACCCCAAGUUUGUUUAAUAUCUUGGGGUUGGGUAGGAGAUUGAUAGUGGUUGAUAGUGGUCAGAGUGAGUGCAGCAGAGAUAAGUUUGGUGCUGCCUCUUCUUCCAUGUUUACGAGGAGUGGUUUCUCUGGUAGUCAACCUGGGAAAGCCUGGCGAAUUCUUCGACAGCAUAUUCGACUGCAUCCAUGAGAUCACUGCUGCUCUCCCCUUCACUAGGAUGACCGAUUCCUCAGCUUACAGAGUCGAUACCACGUCCCGUCUCGCCCAAUGGAGAAUCGACAGCUUGGCUUCCUGCACCUACCGGAAAUCCGAUCCUUUCAAGAUGGGCAACUGGAAUUGGCAUUUAUCGGUAGAGAAGAAUCGGGUAUUGUCCAUUAAACUAUACCCAGAAAUAUCAAAUCUAACGAGAGACAACCCCCCAAUUGCAUCUUUCAUCAUUCGAGUCGUAUGUUCUUUGGGAGAUCGAAAGCCACUGGUUCAUCCGGGAAUAACAAACAAACAGAUAAAGAGUAACGACGAUUUUGUUUGGGUGAUCGAUACUCAGUUAACCGGGAAGUGCAUUAUUGACGUCGAGUUCCUUGAUUUGAAGAUCUCAUCGCCAAACGGCGGUGAACCUUGCUCCAUUUGGGCUGAAGAAUCCACUCGGAGACGGUCCAAUGCAACAGCCCUUGCCUGCCUCAGUCGAAUGUUGUCUGAAAGUAUCCACACGGACAUUACAAUCAAUGCCUCCAAUGGGAGCAUUGUAGCCCACCGUGCUGUGCUAGCUACAAGAUCACCUGUCUUCCGGAGUAUGUUCUCACAUGACCUCAAAGAGAAGGAAUUAUCAACUAUAGACAUCACAGACAUGUCAAUUGAAGCUUGCCAGGCUUUCCUGAACUACAUCUAUGGCAACAUCCAACAGGAUGAGUUUCUGACCCACCGGCUUGCACUUCUCCGUGCAGCUGAUAAGUAUGACAUCUCUGACCUGAAAGAAGCAUGUCAUGAGAGCCUUCUAGAAGACAUUGACACUAAGAACGUACUUGAGAGACUACAGAAUGCUUCUCUCUAUCAAUUGCCAAGGCUAAAGAGCAGUUGCAUGAGGUAUCUCGUGAAAUUUGGUAAGGUAUUUGACAUUCGAGAUGAUUUUAAUGCCUUUCUACAAUGUGCCGAUAGGGACCUCAUAGCUGAGAUCUUCCAUGAGAUUCUUGCCACCUGGAAAGGCUUCUAAAAUUUGCUCAAGGAAAAAGUAAUCAAGUGUGCUUAUGUAGGCUAGUGUUCUAUGUAAUUAUUUCCAUGCAGAUGGAUAGCUGGGAUGAAAUUCUAUUUGUGCAGGAUUUGUUUCCAUUAUAACGUUCUUUUGUUGAGGUGGAUUUGAUUAUGUCAAUGUGUAUAUUUCUCCUUAGAUGAAAAUGUCAUUGAGAAACAUUUACUCAUGAACUGCUUUGUAAAAAAAGAUUAAUGUAAAUAAUUUGAUAUAUACCAGUAUUUAAUGAUCAGAUUUCAAUUUUUUCUUGAA
Molecule: messenger RNA, 1684 nt
Organism: Nelumbo nucifera (sacred lotus)
Lineage: Eukaryota; Viridiplantae; Streptophyta; Magnoliopsida; Proteales; Nelumbonaceae
Product: BTB/POZ domain-containing protein At1g55760-like
Molecular function (GO): protein binding
Source: RefSeq, a predicted model, not a curated record